GUGUCUGAUGGUGGUGCUACUGAAAAUGAGGAAAAAGCUCCUUUAAAUGGCUCAUACCAUUUUUGACAGCGGGGGGGACGGCGGCAUUAGCUAUUUCCAAAAAUGAUCGCGUUCCGCUCAUAUCUGCUCCACAUUUAAAAUGGCCAUUGUAAUUCUAAUAUACACAUUGUUGUUUCAUUUACGUACCGAAAUAUUACACAAUGACACCGGUCUGGGGAGUCACGUCUAGCGCUGAGCGGUUCCGGAUAUCCCUGUAUUUACAAACACAGUUUUAGCUUAAGUAGCGGUGGCUGUCCCCUUCAGAGGGCUAAUGAACUGAGCAAAGCGAACAUUUAAGACGUUUUAAAGGAUUUCCAUGGUCAGUAAGGCGAGCCUGUGAGGUGGGUCGGACAUGUUUGCGACCACGGCCAGCGACGACCGCCGCGCGGGCCCUGUAGGCGACGCCAAGCCGCCUCACCCCGCCGCAACGACGGAAUACUGCGCAAAGUUGCAGCAGUGGAUGUGGCAGUAUUACUGGGGUUAUGCCAGCUGGCAGAGCUGGCUGGCUCUGUCAGCCUUCCCGCCGCCGUGCGGGUUCCCUCCGCCGGGGGCAGGCGCUCACGCACCGGGGACACCCGCCUCGACCUCCGGCGGCGGCGGGCAGCAGGGAUUCGACACGGGGAACUGGUACAGCUACCCGUAUCCGCUCGGUUUCCCGGCAUCCUCCCCUCACCCUGCGCAGACGGAGCACAGCUCAGCCGCCGCGCCAGCCUCAGCAGCUGAUACCCGACCGGCCCAGCAGCAGCAGCAGCAGCAGCAGCAGCAGCAGCAGCAGAACGGGAAUCCAGCUCAGGCAGGACGGGAGUACACCAUCCCCUCUCCCCUCCAGAGGUUCCUGGCCGAGACGGUGGACUUCUUCAUCCUGUUUUGUGUGAAGGCCACCAUCGUGCUGUGGAUCAUGCACCUGAGCGGGAUGAAGGACAUUGCCAAAUUCAUUACCCACUUCAUUGUGGAGGAGAUCGACGAGAACACGUCCAUGGAGGACCUGCAGAAGAUGAUGGCCGUGGCUCUGGUCUACAGGGUGCUGGUGUGCGUCUACGAGACGAUCUGUAUUUGGGGCGCUGGUGGUGCCACGCCGGGGAAGUUCCUGCUCGGCCUGCAAGUGGUGACCUGCGACACGUCCACUCUGGUCCGGCCCAACCGGGUCCUCGUCGUCCCUGCGUCUAACGUCUCCCUCUCGGCCUCCACGGUGCGGGCGCUCAAUAAGAACUUCUCCAUCGCCUUCCUCUUUCCCGUCUUCAUCACCCUCCUCUUCUUCCAGCACAACAGGACUGUGUACGACAUCGUGGCGGGGACCAUCGUGGUCCAGCGCAGAGGGGGCAGAUAGCCUCGCCUCCGGUAACAGACUCUGAUAGACUCGACAGAAGUGCUUCAGGACCGCUGUGUGCUGGGGGAAAAAAAAAAGCGAGUCCAAUCUCCUCAGUGGGUCAAAGAAGGACCCAAACUGCACUGGAUGCCUACCGGAUCGGACCUGGUACGUUGGAAACAGAAGAAUCCAGCCAUACAUUUUUAUUGGUGCAAGGUUGUUUUUAACUAUUGAGUCAACAAAUAAGCUAUCAGGAAACCCUCUGAAGUAUUGUGACGUUUGAGAAACGCAAAGAAGAGUGCAAGAAUUUUCUUCAUGUGAUCUUAAUUCGCUUGCUAUCGCUUAAUAUAUUUUUUAAUUUAUUUUCCUGAAAUCUAAAAUCCUGUAUGUGUGGGAUUUAUAGUGACCACCAGUGGCCGGACCAGGAAAAAAACCCAAGUAGCCCACCAGGUUUCACCAUUAUUGUCUAAUUAUCAAGCAUUUUUGGAAUGAUUUUGCCAGAGAUGGGCUGUAAAUCAGGAUUUAACAUCAUCAACUUAUUGACUUCAUGCUCCUUUUUCUACGCAUUGUUCUGUUCUUCAAGGUAAUAAUGGUGAACCAAAUGUUUGUGACCACUCAGACUGAGGAAGAAUAACACCUGGCUUAUUUGUAACUUUUCUCUGUGCCUCUGGAUAUUUUAAUGAAGACGUUUUUGUUUUAUUAUCUUUCUGUCACAGUGAAAUGUAACAAUGACUUUCCUUCCCAGGUGUCAAACCCAAGAAAUCCUGUUUUGUUCAUAUUUUCUGUCUUCAGACUUGUGCUUCUUUUGACUCAGGGCAGAGCCGCUGAGUGUGAAAUGCUGCUGGUAUUAAAGAUGAUGAAUGGUUUAUUAACACA
This is a messenger RNA of Acanthopagrus latus (yellowfin seabream), 2221 nucleotides long. RefSeq names its product family with sequence similarity 8 member A1a (gene fam8a1a). The coding region runs from base 392 to 1366 and encodes 324 amino acids. Lineage: Eukaryota; Metazoa; Chordata; Actinopteri; Spariformes; Sparidae. The record is from RefSeq and is a predicted model, not a curated record. The transcript is spliced from 5 exons.